AGACGACGGCAGCGUUCGGUAUCUUUGCAGAGAGGAAGAGGCAGUGUUGUGUCUCCUCUGGUGAUGUUUAUGUUUUAGCAGAGAGUAUUUGACACUAUGGACCUACCGGAGACGAUCAGAAGACGUUUAGAAGACUUCUCUCGGAAUGUGUUAUUUGACCAGAGCCGGUCUGAGCCUUUUUCAAAGGAAAAUGACACGUUUUUGCCACACGACAAGCGGGUUUUGUCAAGUCUCCACCUCCAGAUGUCUCUGUACUUUAACAUGUGGUUCUUCCCCUUGUGGUGGAUCAGUGAAAUUGUAAUGCUGCACCUCAAGUAUCCUGCCUUGCCAGACUACUACAAGUUCAUCCUUGUGACUGUUCUCAUCGUGAUGACUCUGAUAGAAGCCAUUAGACUUUAUCUCGGUUAUGUCGGGAACCUGCAAGAAAAGGUCCCAGAGUUGGCUGGAUUUUGGCUCCUGAGCAUCCUGCUUCAGUUUCCAUUGAUCCUGUUUCAGCUCUUUAAUGAAGCCAUUCUCAUACAGCCCCUGGAGAGAGGUGUUCACAUAGUUCUCGCUAUAUUCAUACUAACACAGGCCCUCUCUGGUUUUGUGGCGCUCCGGGACAUGGUCAGACACACAGAAACCCAGUUUCAUCUCAGACAGUUUCACUAAAUUCUGAAUGUAACUUACGUGCCACAUCUCGACACACCAGGACAUGUCCUUACCUUACACCACCCAGACACAGAGGCCAACAACAAAAAUUAUAUGUCACUUUUUAUAUUGAGUGCAGUACAUGGGUUAUUUUCUGCCCACAACUGAUUAUUAAGGAGAAAAAUGUUUGACCAUAUUUAUUUUUGUAUUUUAUUCACAUUAUAUUUCAUUGUAUUGGAUUGUAUAUGUAUUGGAUUGCAUUGCAUUGUUAUUUUUAUAGAGUUGCAAUAAAUAAAAUCUAUAUAACACAGA
Molecule: messenger RNA, 942 nt
Organism: Seriola aureovittata
Lineage: Eukaryota; Metazoa; Chordata; Actinopteri; Carangiformes; Carangidae
Gene: tmem17
Product: transmembrane protein 17
Exons: 5
Coding region: 97-651 (184 amino acids)
Biological process (GO): non-motile cilium assembly
Cellular component (GO): ciliary transition zone
Source: RefSeq, a predicted model, not a curated record